AUGAUGAGUUUAAGUGCCGAUAUAAUGCCCCAGUAUCGUCAAGAAGCUCCCAAGACCCCUCCACACAUUCUCCUUCACUACUGCGCUUUCAAGGCCAUUUGGGAUUGGAUCAUUCUUUGUUUAACUUUUUAUACGGCCAUUAUGGUUCCUUACAACGUAGCCUUUAAGAACAAGACAUCGGAAGAUGUAUCUCUUCUGGUUGUGGACUCAAUUGUUGAUGUGAUAUUCUUUAUCGACAUAGUAUUAAAUUUUCACACGACCUUCGUUGGACCAGGCGGUGAGGUUGUUUCUGAUCCGAAGGUUAUCAGAAUGAAUUAUCUGAAGAGUUGGUUUAUCAUAGAUUUAUUAAGUUGUUUGCCGUACGACGUCUUCAACGCCUUCGAUCAUGACGAAGAUGGCAUCGGCAGUUUAUUUAGCGCCCUUAAAGUCGUCCGCCUACUUCGAUUAGGUAGGGUUGUUCGAAAACUUGAUAGAUAUUUAGAAUACGGAGCUGCUAUGUUGAUCCUUCUUCUGUGUUUCUACAUGCUGGUUGCUCAUUGGUUAGCCUGUGUUUGGUACUCAAUCGGUCGGUCGGAUGCCGACAACGGAGUCCAGUACAGCUGGCUGUGGAAACUGGCCAAUAUCACGCAAAACCCUUAUUCCUACGUGUGGCCCAACGAUUCCAGUACACCGGAAUUAAUAAACGGCCCUUCCAGAAAGACGAUGUAUGUAACCGCUCUAUAUUUCACCAUGACCUGUAUGACAUCCGUGGGAUUUGGUAACGUUGCUGCGGAAACCGACAACGAGAGAAUAUUUACAAUUUGCAUGAUGAUUAUAGCAGCGCUUUUGUAUGCAACAAUAUUCGGUCACGUGACUACUAUAAUUCAACAAAUGACAUCAGCUACCGCCAAAUAUCACGAUAUGCUAAACAAUGUAAGGGAGUUCAUGAAACUUCACGAAGUUCCCAAAGCUCUUUCAGAGCGAGUGAUGGAUUAUGUAGUAUCAACGUGGGCCAUGACGAAAGGCUUGGACCAGGACAAAGUUCUAAACUUCUGUCCGAAAGACAUGAAAGCGGACAUCUGCGUUCAUCUGAACCGGAAAGUAUUUAAUGAGCAUCCCGCUUUUCGGCUGGCAUCCGACGGGUGUCUAAGAGCCCUCGCGAUGCACUUCACGAUGUCUCAUUCCGCCCCAGGAGAUCUCCUUUAUCACACAGGGGAGUCAAUAGAUUCUCUGUGUUUCAUAGUUACGGGAUCUCUAGAGGUCAUCCAGGAUGAUGAAGUCGUUGCUAUUUUAGGCAAAGGUGACGUGUUUGGUGACUCCUUCUGGAAGGACAAUGCAGUGGGCCAAUCUGCUGCGAACGUGCGUGCUUUAACUUACUGUGAUCUACAUACGAUAAAACGGGACAAACUACUAGAAGUGUUAGAUUUCUAUCAAGCUUUUGCUAAUAGUUUCGCGCGAAACCUAAUCCUUACCUAUAACCUCCGCCAUCGUCUAAUCUUCCGAAAAGUCGCGGACGUGAAACGAGAAAAAGAACUAGCCGAGCGUCGGAAAAACGAACCUCAACUGGAUCAAAACCAGGAUCAUUUAGUUAGGAAGAUAUUUUCUAAAUUUCGAAGAGACCGAAGCCAACAUGCAGCUGCGCCGCCGGCUACGCCUUCUGACGUCGAAAAAGGGGACGAAGCCAAUGACAAAAACAUGUCGAGGGUGAUGUCGACGACAAAGUUAUCUGCUGUAGCUGAGAAAGAUGAUAGCAGCGGAGGAGGUGUUAAAACUACGGUGGCGAGACCAGCAACAGCAAGAGGCAGUAAAUGGGGUAGAUUGCUUGGAUCAGCAAGUCUCGAUUCCGGAUCUGAAACUUCAACUGUACCCCAAGCGUUCACCCGAAGUCUGAGCGCCAAAGACCCCAAAGAACGUCCAAGCUCAUCGUCGUCUGGAAGUUCAGGAAGUCAGCUAACUCCCGGUUCUGGCAAUAAGAUAUUUCCCAAAUUACAAAAAGUGUCCGCGACUUCCAGUCCUGGUAUCACUAGGCAGGACACCAUCGACGAGAUGGGAGAAGUGGAACCACCGCAUUCGAGAAACCUAUCGUUAAGGAAAAUGCAGAGUUACGAUUGUGGGUUGAGAGACCCGUCGACUGCUUCAAUGUAUCAAACAGCCGUCCCUGAUGCUAUAGCGCCCAUAGAGUAUAAGGAACUCAUGACUAAUCUCAUGGACUUUAAGGUGGAUGUGAAACUAGAAAUUCAAAAGUUAAACCAGAAGCUGAACCACGUAGAAGAAAUGAUGUUCGAACUCCUGAAGAGAUUGGGACCAGAGAGCGGCUCGAGUUCCCAAUCACCGAAUGAGACCGAGUCCAAAAAGUCUUCCAAUACGCCACCAGAAAGGCCUACCGACCUUCUGCCCCGAUCAACGGAAGGAACUGGUUUAGGCUCUGUUAUACUUAAAAAACGUAGGUCUAAAACGAGAAUCAAGGGAUCUGCCCCUCAGGUUCCCACGCCUUCAAGUGGAAAGGUAACCUCACCAGACAGCGCGGCAACGAGUCCAACCGAAACAACCAAAAUGUUGGACGAACCCGUGCAAACCCCGUCCUCUCGCAAACCCAAGGACUUUCUUUAACAGUAAUAAUAAUUUUUUUUAGGAUUUUCAUUGAAGCUAGAAUUAGUAAAAGCCUAUCGUAAUUUUUCUAAAGGAGUAAAAACACACGUCGCGUUGAAAUGCUCUUAGCAUGUACAACAAUGAAAGUACAACUCUUAUAAGUAGUACUACAUUAAUCCAAGUGUUCUUAUGAAAAAGAGGAGCAAACAAGGAAAGGCUGCUUGAUGUCUAUCUAGGACUGUACAAAUUGUGUCACGGUUCGCAAGGAAGCUAAAUGUGCUGAAGAGACAGUUUUCGUAGGUACUGAAUCAAUUUAUUAUAGAACAAUUCUUUAGAUGAAAUUAUAAAAAUGUUGAAAGGAAACACUUAUUUCACUAGGUACAUUUUCAAAAUACAAACAUAAAAAAUUCUCUGGCUAACGGCAUUAAGGUGAUACAGUAGCGAUCAACAGGUAGCCAAAACGCGUUCCAAAAUUGCGGCUGUAAUUUUGAAUAUUUUUUCGAGAUAUUUGG
Molecule: messenger RNA, 3080 nt
Organism: Diabrotica virgifera virgifera (western corn rootworm)
Lineage: Eukaryota; Metazoa; Arthropoda; Insecta; Coleoptera; Chrysomelidae
Gene: eag
Product: potassium voltage-gated channel protein eag
Exons: 9
Coding region: 1-2589 (862 amino acids)
Biological process (GO): regulation of membrane potential; potassium ion transmembrane transport
Cellular component (GO): membrane
Molecular function (GO): voltage-gated potassium channel activity
Source: RefSeq, a predicted model, not a curated record